Messenger RNA from Symphalangus syndactylus (siamang), 3482 nucleotides. RefSeq names its product GRAM domain containing 2A (gene GRAMD2A). The record is from RefSeq and is a predicted model, not a curated record. NCBI's taxonomy places the organism in Eukaryota, Metazoa, Chordata, Mammalia, Primates, Hylobatidae. Gene Ontology annotation, molecular function: phosphatidylinositol-4,5-bisphosphate binding. Gene Ontology annotation, biological process: regulation of store-operated calcium entry. Gene Ontology annotation, cellular component: endoplasmic reticulum membrane; organelle membrane contact site.
GGGUGCAGGCGUCGCGAUGACCGCUUUGAGCCGGAGCGAGGCUGCCGAGGCGGGCAGCAACCAACAAAUGCACGGAAAGACAGCUUCUCUGAACAGUCCUGUGUCUUGCAAAGAGAAACCAGACAGAGUUGAGGAGCCCCCGGACUACAGUCUGCACUGGCCAGAAGGCUUGAAGGGUGAAGAGAUAAAGAAGUGUGGCCGAGAAAGGAUAACACUGAAUAAAUACAACCAGCAAUACCACAAGCUGUUUAAGGAUGUUCCCUUGGAGGAAGUGGUUCUCAAAGUGUGCUCCUGUGCCCUCCAGAGGGACCUCCUCCUCCAGGGCCGGCUCUACAUCUCCCCCAACUGGCUCUGCUUCCAUGCCAGCCUCUUUGGCAAGGAUAUCAAGGUGGUCAUUCCUGUGGUGUCUGUGCAAAUGAUCAAAAAACACAAGAUGGCACGGCUCCUUCCCAAUGGACUGGCCAUCACCACCAACACCAGCCAGAAGUAUAUCUUUGUGUCACUGCUCUCCCGGGACAGUGUAUAUGACCUGCUGAGGAGAGUCUGCACCCACCUACAGCCUUCCAGCAAGAAGAGUCUGAGUGUAAGAGAAUUUCCAGGGGAACCUGAGUCUCUGGAAGUCCUCAUCCCUGAGAUGAAGUGGAGAAAGGUAUGCCCUUCCUCCAGGUCCCUGUCUCUCCCAGACAACAUCCCUUGUAUCCCUCCAUCAUCCGUGGACACCACAGACAGUUUCUUCCCCUCCAGGAAGCCUCCAAUGUCUGAAAAGUCAAGAGCCCAAGUAGCUUCAGAAAAUGGUGGGAGGUGGGCAUGGCCCUUGCCAGGCUGGGGUCCUGCCUGCCCUAAGAAGAUGCCGAACUGCUCUCCCACUGCAAAGAAUGCUAUCUAUGAGGAGGACGAGCUGGAGCAGGAGCCCGGGAGCACUGGGGAGCUGAGGCUCUGGGAUUACCGGCUCCUCAAGGUCUUCUUUGUGCUGAUCUGCUUCCUGGUCAUGUCCUCAUCCUAUCUGGCGUUCCGUAUUUCUCGGCUAGAGCAGCAGUUAUGCUCCUUGAGUUGGGACGGCCCAGUACCUGGGCACAGGUAACAGCCACUUGGCCUUUGUCCCCAUUCCUUCUCCAAGAAGAAUGUUCUGGGUGCUAAGUCUCCACCAAUGAUCCCUGUGGUUUAUGCUGCUGCUGUGCUAAGACUGCCUAUGAAGGAAAAUAUUCCAGAUCCCUCCUCCCCCCUGCAGCUCUUCUCUUCCCUCUAUGAGAGAUCUGAAGUACCUUUUUACAAAGUAACUGGCUUCUACAAUUUUUGGACUCAAACAAAAAGCUAGAUUUUUUGGAACCAACUGAGGAAUUCUGUAUACAAAGCUUCAGCAACCACUUAAAUGAGAAAAAACAAACAAACAAACUGGGUCCUUGGAAACAGUUCUGGCACACAGGCAGAACACUGGAGGCCACCUCAAGGGACAGAGGCCAUGCUUUCAUAUUUGGAAUGUGGCUCUGCCACACAGCUCACUCCUAUGGUGGGGUCAGAGGUCAGAACACAAACCACCCAUGUUGGCUCUGCUCCCUCCCAAUACUCUGUGUUCCCACAGGGCUUCUCUGCGGGCAGCCAGGCACCUGUCAGGCUUGGGCAGGGGCCUGCUGAGAAGCUGUGAAUGCAGAGGGGAGGGCUCACGGCCAGGAUUCCAGCCAGAGAUGAAUUUCCAUGCUCUGGGCCAGGGCUCUGUGCCGGCCCCUCAUGAGGUGGCUGGCUGCAUUAUGGGGAGAUGCUGCCCAUGACGGAGAUGGGAAGCUGUGGAGAACAGAGGUACCCGAAUUCUGUGUCCUCAGCUGUCACUUUCUGGUGAGACAGGUGGAGCAGGGCCUUUGAUCACUGUGGUCACAGACCUGGUACUGGGUUUUGCCCUAGUGUGUGCAAACAUUUCUAAGGUGUCCCAAGCCCUGGAAACAGGGAAGGGAAGGGUGGAGGCUUGGAUCUGAGGUCUUGCUGUCCACUCCCUGCCUGCCUGCCCGGAUCUCAGGCAUGGCCAACAGCAGCCCGUUGAGGGGGGCCUGUCCGGACAGCUGCGUGUGAUGGUGUUGAGCCAUCACAGGGCAGAGGUCACUUGUGUCACCCCCGUAGUCACUGGGUUGCAGGCCAUGGAGGAGGGACCUCCACUCCAUGGGGCCUAGUCUCCAUUAAGGUGGAAGUGUCCACUGUGGGCCUAGUACAGUGCAGGAACCAGGCCAGGGGGUCUAUCUCAUACCUCUGGGGACAGGAAAGGUAGAGGAUGAGGAGGUUGGACGUGGUGGUGGUUUUGCCUUGGAUAUUCCUCUUCCUCUGUCAAGGCCUUCUCUUCUUCUCUGUGCCCCACAACUCUGGCCUCAUCGCCCUGGGACUCCCAUCUGCUAAGAUAGUGGCUUUGGAGGUUCUGGAAGGGCCUUAGUGAGGAGGCCAGAAGUAUCAGGGAAAGUUGCUGGUGAUGGGGCGGGCAGUGUCAGAAACAGCCACUGUUUUCCCCUCUUCAGACGCUGAGAGAUUAAUCAGGGAAUGAAAUCCAGGUGGAAAUUAUUUAUUGUGGAGCAGACGACUGUCUGUCCUGUUUAUGACAAACCCAAAUGAGGAUUGGAGGGACUACCAGUAGUGGUCUCUUCAUGUUCUCCCCAUCCCAGUUUUUAGGAUGAAACUUAGAGCCUGGCCUUUUGCACCAAAUCUGUAUGUCUCAGGUGAAACUCACUGUUCCAUGAACAGCCAUCCUUUUUUUUUUUGGAACCAGCCCCUUUCACCCUUUCAUCCGUCUUUUUUAGGAAAAUAACCCUUCUUGCUUCAGUGCUUCUCCCUGGUCCUUGCUGAAAGACAGAGAUAAAAAUCCAUUCUCUGAGUCUUGGUUGGUUGUCAGAGGCCAUGAGAGGUGCCAGUUAUAGGUGGAUGUGCCAAGAUGCUGGUGAACUUGGUCUUCAGCUAUACCCAGGCUCAGAAAGGGCAAGAGCCAUGCUGCAGGGUAGGUGACUUUGGAGGUGCACUUGGGGCCCAGGACUUUGAGUGUUGUGGGUGUGCCUGUCCCUCCAGAUGGCGCUCUGUUUCUCCCUGUUGUCCCCCUGCCUGGUCCUCUGGGGCCACUGUGCCUUCUGCUGUGUGCAUUUAUAAAUGAUGUGUAUUUUAUAUAGACCUGCUUUCAUUGGCUGAUGCUCCUCUAAUUCCCUGAGUUUGGUUCAACCACCCUUCGGUUGUUUUGCUAUGGCCUUAGCCUUUGACAAUAUUUUAAAAUAAAAAACUUGAUUUUUCUAGUGUAUUAUGGGAUAGAAAGUUCAUUUUUAUCCUCUGACUACUCACUACAGGUACUCUUACUGACAUACUCAGCCCCCAGGAGACUGAUGGAGCCCAAGUCAUUCCUAUAAUCCCAAGUACUCUGCAAAUCUCAAAGGACUUGGCACAUGGGGAAGAGUGAGGGUGGCCACAGCAAACCCCCACAGCCCUCUGCCUCUGUUGGGUGGACACCAGGAAUACUUACCCAU